Molecule: messenger RNA, 285 nt
Organism: Plenodomus lingam JN3
Lineage: Eukaryota; Fungi; Ascomycota; Dothideomycetes; Pleosporales; Leptosphaeriaceae
Source: RefSeq, a predicted model, not a curated record
AUGAGCCUUUGGUCCUAUGGCAUCGUGAAUCAUGGCAAGUCGGUGGACUUGGAGCCAGAACUCACAGGACUAUUACGAGACCGGCCUACCUAUCACUGGUAUUUGCAAAAUCAGGUCAGAGGCCAACAGCUGGAAUCUAGCACGCACGAUGUUCGCCUCCGAAUUGACUCAGGUACGAAACGGAUAAUUACGACCAACAUAGUAAGGAUGCCAGAGUCAGUGUCAGAAGGAGCACCGGUUCGAGGACUGAAGGACUUUAUUGCUGGAAGGCCGAACACUGAUUAG